Molecule: messenger RNA, 627 nt
Organism: Dichotomopilus funicola
Lineage: Eukaryota; Fungi; Ascomycota; Sordariomycetes; Sordariales; Chaetomiaceae
Exons: 1
Coding region: 1-627 (208 amino acids)
Source: RefSeq, a predicted model, not a curated record
AUGGACCCGACCCUGAUCCCGAUGCGGCAUCCCGAUCAGGUCGAUCCCCCAGCCACCACCCUCUCAAUGCGGACCGCUUUCCCCCCGCCGUCCAGUGUGAGCCACUCCUUCGUUGCAUCCACCGCAUCCGACCGCCAAGACAGAAGCUCCAAAGGUUUCCGCCAUGCCGUGGGCCCUGUUAAGAAUGCUACCGGGUUACAGCACCUCGACAAACCCGUCCUAUUCGAUUCGCUUGACGGCAAUGCCGGCUUGAGACAACUCCCUGGAGACGUACGGCAGCUUUAUUACGACAUCUUUGCUACUACCAAAUACCAGACGGGCAUCUAUCCCGCCGAGAUUCGCACAGAGAUCGAAGCUCUGUACACGGGUCAUCCACCCCCGGACUCGGUCUAUCGGAAACCUGAGGAAGUAUACGAUCAAGACGGGAUGGGACAAGAGGAGGAACGCUUUUUUGACUACCUUCCUGUCAGGCUGCUUGCCGACAUCAAAGAGGGCGCCACGUUUGAAGCACGCAUCGCUCACGCCGAGUUUUACAAGGUCCGUAGCAUCAAAGACCGCGCCAGGGAGUGCUUAGCUCUCCAUCGCGCCGAGGCGGCGUGGAAUACAAAGGUUCACGAACCGCUAUGA